Messenger RNA from Doryrhamphus excisus (bluestripe pipefish), 3006 nucleotides. RefSeq names its product ras-related protein Rap-2a. Gene Ontology annotation, biological process: signal transduction. Gene Ontology annotation, cellular component: membrane. Lineage: Eukaryota; Metazoa; Chordata; Actinopteri; Syngnathiformes; Syngnathidae. The record is from RefSeq and is a predicted model, not a curated record. Gene Ontology annotation, molecular function: GTPase activity; GTP binding.
GGACCCGGGGGGGGUGGUUGCUUACGCAGCGGCCGUGGGUCUCCACCCGAGACUAUGGCGGCUGGCAUUGCACUGGAGAGGAAAGGAGAGCCGCGGUCGAGAUGGUGAAAAAGAAACAUAGAAAUCGUUAAAGUGUUUAGUUAGUUAUCGCGGCUAUUUCCGGGUUUGCUUUGAAAGCGCGCGUAGGUUCCUUGGUUAUUUUUUGGAGGAGGGGGGGGCAAGUAAGUCUUGGUAUUUUUGAACAGAACUUUGUUGUUUUUUGUGUCUAAACACAUGAAAAACAAUAGCUUUCUUUCCUCGUACCCACCACUUUACGAAUGGUGGCGUAGCCGUCAAGUUCAUGGCCUGCGUAGGGGGGAAUUUGCCACAAUGAAGCCCCGUGUCGGAGCGCCGGGUCUUUGUGCUCUGCCGUAGCCGAGAAGAGAGUCGAGCUCGGACUGUGUUAUCAUCAACAACCGCCUUAAACGGCCCACACAAAAUGGUGAAUGUGACACGGCUUCAUUGAAUACACAAUGCGCGAGUACAAAGUGGUGGUCCUGGGCAGCGGAGGGGUGGGCAAGUCCGCCCUCACGGUGCAGUUUGUCACCGGGACGUUCAUUGAGAAGUACGACCCCACCAUAGAGGACUUCUACCGCAAAGAGAUCGAGGUGGACUCCUCGCCGUCGGUGCUGGAGAUCCUUGACACCGCCGGUACCGAGCAGUUCGCUUCCAUGCGGGACCUUUACAUCAAGAACGGCCAAGGGUUUAUUCUGGUCUACAGCCUUGUUAAUCAACAGAGCUUCCAGGACAUAAAACCCAUGAGAGACCAGAUCAUAAGAGUGAAAAGGUACGAGAAGGUUCCCGUGAUCCUAGUCGGCAACAAAGUGGACCUGGAGAGCGAGAGGGAGGUCUCGUCCAGCGAGGGCCAGGCCCUGGCCGAGGAGUGGGGCUGCCCCUUCAUGGAGACCUCGGCCAAGAGCAAAACCAUGGUGGACGAACUGUUUGCCGAGAUCGUGCGGCAGAUGGACUACGCCGCCCAGCCUGACAAGGACGACCCCUGCUGCUCGUCUUGCAAUAUACAAUAGCCAACAAUGGCGGCAGAGAGAGAGAGAGAGAGAGACGCACUUAGCACGCUCACACACAUGCACACGCCAAUUAAAAGGUUGAACACCAUGGCUUGAUUUAAGCCUAAUAUUCAUCAUGUGAGGAAUGACAUCGACGGAUAAAAUAACAUACCCUCGCCUUAUGUUGCUGUUUUCACCUUUUAAGGGAUUUCCUUUCUUUUCGUUUUUUUCUCCCAAGGUAACAUUUCACCCUAAUGUGGUUUCGCUUUUGUUUCCAUGACGCAUUUACUGUGAGAAACCAGCACACAACAUCAGAAUCAGAUUUCCUAGAUCCCUUUGCUUCAAAUAUUUAGAAAGGAUUGGAUUUGUGUACAUUUUGUGCGGUGUUUUUUCUACUCAUCGCCGGGGCUGAACCAAAGAGGUGACCUAAAAGCAUUUUAUUGUUUUUUUUUUUUCACUUUUUUUUUUUUUUAAAGUUAAACAUCGUAGUCUUCCACACAAUUUCAGACAAUUUGCUUUAAAAAUGCAGAAUUAUUCAUUUGUGUAAUGUAAAUCAUGAUGCAAUCGAACUUAAAACGUAGUGCACUACUUGGCUCGAACCAGCAGAGGAGUCGUUUUCGGAAAUUUCUGAACUUUUUUUUUUUUUUUUCACCCCCAUGUUUAGUUUGUCUCUCAAAAGCGUUGUGCUUCAUGCAAGUUCAAUAUGAAAGCAGGAGUUCAGAACACGCCACAGUCAAUUCAAGAAAUGUUGAUCUAAUCUCAGCAUCCCGCCUUUGUUGGUCAUUUUCCCACCAAAUGAAAUGCCAUUUUUUUCUUAUAUUCCUAUAGAACAGAGGUAGGGAACCUAUGGCUCGGGAGCCAGGUAGGGCUCUUUUGAUGACUGUAUCUGGCUCUCAAGCAUUUCUUACCACAAUAAAAAUGCAUUUUUGCUAACAUUUUAAAGUAAACCAUCACAGAAAAAUAAUAUUAAAAAUCAACAACUUUCUUAUGCAUUUUAAUUCGUCCAUCUAUAUUCUGCUGCAAUACGGCUGACCAUAUCCAUCUUUCCUGAUGAUAUUUUCCAGGUCAAACACCAAAACUUGAUUAUUACUGGGUAAUGCUGUAGUCUACCUCGGUCAUUGAGAUGUCAAAAAAACAUGUAAAUGUAAACUUUCCUCCUUUAGUCAAAUAGCUAAAGCUGCAGAACCAAGCCUUCUGGUGAAGAUGGCCAAAAGAAUGAAAUAUACUGAAUACGGUUCAAAACUAUGCAGCAGCAGAAGUUGCAUUAAUGGCAGCAAGUAUUUGAUUUAUUAUUAGACACUGCGCUGCUCACGAAAGUAUGCUGGCCACACCCCAUUGGCGUGGGGUAGUGUGCCUGGUCUACGUAAUUAGAGCCCAUUAUAUCUAAAACUGUUGGUCUUACAUAAAAAUGCACGCAUUUUAUUGCAUUCAAUGUUUAAAAAAAUGUAUAUGGCUCUCACAGAUACACAUUUUAAAAUAUCUGGCCUUCAUGGCUCUCUUAGCCAAAAAGGUUCCCGACCCCUGAUAUAGAAACUAAUAGCAAAGGUGGUGGUUGUAAUGAUACUAAAGACUAAUUCAUUCAAGGUAGUGUAAAUAUUUUUUAUUGGAAGUGCCAGCUGCAACAAGAAACUGACCGAACGUGUGUUAUCUGUCACUUGUAUGCAUGGCUAGUAAACGAAAAAAAAAAAGACUUCUGAGAUGAAUAUAAUAAGGCUGCAGAGGUGUGCAAACCGAACACGCAGGUAUGAAUCCGGACAUCUGUGCAUUUUUUUUUUUUUUCUUCUUCAUUACUCAACGGGAAGCCAAUUUCUUUCCACCCGUGUAACCAUUUUAUUUUUAUUGUUGAUUUUAUAUAUUUUUUAAUGUGACCAUUUACUCUUGAAUCCUUCUUUGAAUGGGAACAUUUGACACCUGAGUAAUAAAAAAAAAAAAAAGUGCGUUCAACACUUGGAUGGAGGCUCAA